AAAGGAAAACAUAUAUUAUUUGUCACGUUGCCGCACUACAAUCGCUAUUCAAAACUAAACAUAUCGAUAUAUCGAUAAGACAUAAACAGCCGAAAUUUCUUUUAAAAAAACGGGUAAUUGUCCCAUGUUUUGGUUAUAUAUUUACAAUUACUUUUAAAAUGUCUUACCACGGCAGUAAAGACAAGCGCACUUUUCACGUAGACGUGCGUCUGCAUAGGUUCGGUGGAACCUUCUCUGGCGCUUUUCCAGAGUUCAGCCGUCCUGAGCCUAUUGGAUUCUACAGCGUCAAUGAGGCACGGGAGUUCCAGGACAACGCCAAUAAUUCGUGCUUCUUGCGCCUGCCGCACCCCGGCGAUAUGCCGCUGGAUCUCAAUGCUGGCAUUGAGAAUGUGGAACGCAAGGGUGUUGACCCCGAUUACCAUGAUAUUUACCAGAUCUGCCAGUACAUCUAUAACCAUAAGGAGCUCUUGCGUACGUCGUCUACUGGGCGUCUUGAGCUUCCUGCGGAUUUCGUUACGUUGCGCGGCAUUCUACGCCAGAUAAUGAGCACGCCAUACGAAAGAAAUCGCGACUAUCGGCUUGUGGCAACGCGCUUUAACGGCUCGAUAUACAUAUCCAAAGUCGAGACCAAGGAGCAGCGCAUCGAACGCGAACAAAUGACACGCAAUCAACUGGACUUGUGCUCGUGGGGCUUCAAGUUCGAGCAGUACUGCACAACACAGAUGCCAAACACUGCCCCUAUUACAAACGAGCCAGUAAAUGAGUCCAAAGAGUUUGCCUGCAUCUAUCGGAGCAAACUAAAUGGACUUCGCCUCAUGUACGGCGCCGAGAUGGACUGCAUUAAGAGCAACGUUUAUAUAGAUUUGAAGGACCCAGCUCAGCUGCGUCUGGCCGAGUUUGUGGAGCUUAAGACAACCGCCCACAACAUGACAAAGAAACAGCAGCGCAGCUUUGACAAUUACAAGAGCCUCAACUGGUGGAGCCAGUCGUUUUUGGUUGGCAUCGGCACUAUUAUAGCGGGUUUGCGCGAUAAUAAUGGGCUGGUUCAUGAAAUCAAAGAAUAUAGCGUGCGCGAACUACACCGUCACAAGCCUUGGAGCCCAGCUGCCAUGGCAACAUUCCUGUCAGACUUUCUGCACGAGCUCAGGUCAAUAAUGCAGCGCAUUAACGACUCGCACGCAAUUGUCAUGAUUGACUAUAGUGCGGAUCGAAAUAAGAUUUUCUACUCUGUGUUGCGGGACGCGGAUGUUAAGCCAGUAUUACCCGACUGGUAUCGGCGAAUGAUGCGCGGCAGCGCGCCAUCCUAAACGGCAGCCAGAUUAGCGUUUAGUUUUUAGUGUAAAAGUA
Drosophila novamexicana is the source of this 1347-nucleotide messenger RNA. It is a transcript of the gene Rai1, whose product is annotated as decapping nuclease DXO homolog. Gene Ontology annotation, cellular component: cytosol; nucleus. Lineage: Eukaryota; Metazoa; Arthropoda; Insecta; Diptera; Drosophilidae. Bases 159 to 1307 code for a protein of 382 amino acids. The record is from RefSeq and is a predicted model, not a curated record. The transcript has 2 exons. Gene Ontology annotation, biological process: nuclear-transcribed mRNA catabolic process; NAD-cap decapping. Gene Ontology annotation, molecular function: mRNA 5'-diphosphatase activity.